AUGCUCUUGCCAUGCCAGCCGGCGGCCAGGAAGAGGCCGCUGGCCACGAGGUCCUUGAGCAGAUCGAGAAGCUGCCUCGUGCUGAUUAUAAUCCUCGCGCUGAUCGGCCGCGAGGGAUUGCGAGCUGCCACGCAGAUCCGCUACGCUUCGCGCAUCAUCGAGACCAAGAGCGGACAAAUACGUGGGAUUCUUCAGAAUUUGAACAACCAAUUCUUGGAUCCCGUGGAAGUGUUCCGAGGCAUUCCGUACGCGGCACCUCCCGUAGGAGAUUUACGUUUUCGACCACCGAUCUCGCCGAUCCCCUGGGACGGUAUCAAGCUGGCGGAUUCCUUCGGCGCCGUUUGCCCGCAGCACUUUCCGGACAUCAGCAAUGACACAGCUGCUUUGUUGCAAAUGCCCAGGAGCAGAUACCAACAGCUGAAACGUUUGUACAUGUUCCUGACCAACCAGAGCGAGGACUGCCUGUUUUUGAACCUGUACAUACACGGCAGUGGAUCUCGAGGACUAGCAGCACCAUACGCAGUGAUGGUGUACGUUCACGGUGAAAGUUUCGAAUGGGGAACCGGGAACGUCUACGAUGGAUCCGUGUUGGCCAGUGCUGGCCACGUUAUAGUGAUCACGCUGAACUAUCGUCUGGGAAUAUUAGGUUUCCUGAGGACUCGUCCGUAUCCAGACAGAACGCCAGGAUCCGGUGGGAACCUGGCCUUGAAGGAUAUCGCUAUGGGACUGCGCUGGAUACGCGAAAAUAUCGCUGCUUUUGGGGGCGAUCCGACAAAUAUCACGUUGAUUGGACACGAUACCGGCGCUGCUCUGGUGAAUCUCCUGCUGCUUGCUCCUUAUGGCAAGGGUCUGUUUCACCGCGUUGUGUUAUCGAGUGGCUCAGCGUUAAGCCCGUGGGCGUCUGUUCACGAUCCGAACGACCUACGGUUGAAGGUAGCAGAGCAAAUAGGAUGUUCCACUGAGAACGACGAAGAUAUUGCCGACUGUCUACGCGGCGUUCCUCUCCGUGAGCUCAUGGCCGUUGAACUGCCGGAAAUCCGAUUCGUGCCACGGAUCGGGCCAGGCUUGCCAGUGGACCAGAACAAUCCCGACCCAGGCCUGGACAUGGAGAGAGUCAGCGACACGUUCAUCAAGGUACCACUGAUCCUCGGUGUCUCCACCACCGAGUCGAACCUGGACUUCAACGCGAACGACAUUCAGCAAGGGUUCGAGGAGGAUUAUCGGAAUCGAAUUCUACGGACGUUCAUCAGGAACGCUUAUGUCUAUCAUCUGAACGAGAUCUUCUCCGCGGUUAGGAACGAGUAUACGGACUGGAACAAGUCUGUCCUGCAUCCGAUCAUUAUAAGGGAUUGGACCAUGGAGGCACUGAGCGAUGGCCACACCGUUGCGCCUCUCAUGAGGAUUGCGUUCUAUCAUGCCAGGCGGGGGGCUAAAACGUACUUCUAUCACUUUAGUCAUCAGACGAAGGAUAGUGGCCUUUUGCAGAUAACAAGGAUGACGUCGCGAACACAAGGAAACCGUCUGGGCAGCGUUCGCGGCGAGGAUAUACCGUAUAUCUUCGGCCUGCCGCUGGUGGCUGGGGGAUCCUUCUUUCCACGGAAUUAUUCUAGCCAGGAUCAAGGCGUCGCAGAGGCGGUCCUAACGUUUUUCACGAAUUUCGCCAAGACCGGCAAUCCGAACGAGCCACACAAAAUCGAAUCGGUGGAUUACGGCACGCCGAAGGAGAAUAAGCGAUAUCAUGGCCUCACGUGGGAACAAUACGAGACUGGUACUCAACAGUAUCUCACGAUUGCGAUGAAACCGAAAAUGAAGAGUCAUUACCGUGGUCAUAAAAUGGCGGUUUGGCUGAACCUGAUACCCCAACUCCAUCGUCCUGGGGACGACGAUGUCUCUAUGCGGCAUCAUCAUUUUCGAGAAAGGGGCGACCACAUUUAUGCAGGACCAGUUCGAGAUGAGUGGUACACUCCCCUGCCCCUCGUAGGUACAACCAAAACCAGCGCAUCUUCGACAACAGCGUGCAGCACAUCUGCUGGUGAUGAUCUCACCGAGGAUAUUACACCUGUUUUGGACGACUCGGAAGACAAUGCAGAGCUGUUGCAAAGAUCGACCUCUCGUCACUAUUAUAGCACCACCACAGCUCUGGCAAUCACUGUAGGAAUCGGUUGCAUUCUGUUGGUGCUGAACAUGUUGAUAUUCGCGGGUAUUUACUAUCAAAGGGAUCGAGACAAGAAGAGGGCGGCAAUGGAUUGCACGCCAAAUGGACAAGAAUCCCUUCCAAUGACCACUAGAUCGUCCAUUAAGAGCCCAGAAAGCCCCAGAACAGCCCAAGAACCUCCGCCGUCGUAUACUACCCUUGCAAGAAGUCCCUCUAUUCAGGAACAUCAACAAAUUGCUCAGAGUCAAUCGACAGACGUCGAUGAACAGUCUAAUAGUGAACCAAAACCUGGCCACGGGACCAGCAACACCAUCCACAAGGAUCCUAUUCCUCCAAAACCACCAACGAGGACAACUAGCUCUUUGAGUACUACUAGUGGCACCAAUACUAUUAAAAAACGUGUGCAAAUACAGGAAAUAUCUGUAUAG
Molecule: messenger RNA, 2583 nt
Organism: Eufriesea mexicana
Lineage: Eukaryota; Metazoa; Arthropoda; Insecta; Hymenoptera; Apidae
Gene: NLG-5
Product: neuroligin 5
Exons: 10
Coding region: 1-2583 (860 amino acids)
Source: RefSeq, a predicted model, not a curated record